Molecule: messenger RNA, 2211 nt
Organism: Morone saxatilis (striped sea-bass)
Lineage: Eukaryota; Metazoa; Chordata; Actinopteri; Moronidae
Gene: reep3b
Product: receptor accessory protein 3b
Biological process (GO): endoplasmic reticulum tubular network organization
Cellular component (GO): endoplasmic reticulum membrane; cytoplasmic microtubule; endoplasmic reticulum tubular network
Molecular function (GO): microtubule binding
Source: RefSeq, a predicted model, not a curated record
ACCGUUCUGGUGCCAGGAACUGGGGAGUAAAGUAGACUGAGAAGGAGGAAACCUGGAGGCAAUAAUAGAUUGCUACAAAACAACAGGAAUCAUAUUGGAUAGAUAUUUAUUUGCUUAGCUCACGUUAUGUCCACAAAGACAGAGCAGUGAGAGCGGACGUUUUACAGAUAUGUUGUUUAGUCGAUGUACAGCGAGAUAGCGAGCUGCUGGAUUCGCUCAUCGAAGUUUAGGCUGAAAAAGUUACAGCGGCUCGGCUAGCCGUUAACGUUGUCAUUAGAGCUGCCUUCUACGUGUGACACAGCCCUACAGAACGAAGUCAGACAACAUGGUGUCCUGGAUCAUUUCGAGAAGCGUUGUGCUCGUGUUUGGGACUCUGUAUCCUGCAUACUACUCUUACAAAGCUGUCAAGACUAAAAAUGUCAAGGAGUAUGCUCGUUAUGGAUCCCUGAAAAUUAAAGGCAAGAAGAGACCAGCACUCAGCUCCGUUAACUAUGGGAUGUGAACAGACUACUGAUGACGCACAUUCACAUUUACAAAGUAGAGCAGUCUGCUGAUUGGUGGAUGGUAUUGUCAGCCUGUAUUCCAUUUCUUCUCAGUCUGACUUACUCUUCUGUCUCUUUGAUGAUGAGCUUUCUUCUCACAUAUUUAUUACCUAAUUCAUCCAGAGCCAGCGACUCUAGCUAGAACUAGAUAUUUUUUUUUGGGUGAUAGCGUACAUGUUUUUUACAAAGAUUAUUUUGGGGUUUUUCUGCCUUUAUUGAUAGCUCAACAGCUGAAGAGUGACAGAAAGGAGGGAUAGGAUGUACCCCGCUGCAGUAAGGACUCAGCUUUAGUGCGUGGUGCGUUGUUCUACCAGGUGAGCUGUCGGGCUCAAUGGUGUACAUGUUUUUUGCAUGACGUGUGUGUGUGUGUGUGUGAUUCAUCUGUUGUUUAUUGUAGUUUAAUUGUAGUUUUUAGGUGUGAUGUUAUGUAUGUGUUGUCUUUUAGAUUUUAGAUCCAUCACUUGAGUCUUUUUGGUUAAGUUUUGUGGUACCACUUUCUAAUAAGGCAUCUUUUAUAGAGUUUAUAAAUUAAUGGCUUGAUGCAUAGUUAAAUAAUUUACUUUUAAUUAAUAACAACAACUUACAUUUACCUGGUCGUGAAAAGUCCCUUUUAGUGUUUUUUCCUCCCCCAACCCUUAAACUCUUUAGUUCAACAGGGCGACUCCUCCAAUAGAAUGUUGGACCAUUUUCCUUCGGGAGAAUGUUGCAUGGCAUAACAUUUGAAAGUGUUGACUUGGUAGGUUAUUAUCAAGUGAACCCCAUGACCCCUUAUUAAAGCAGCAUUAAUUUACAUUUUGGCCAAUUGGGGGCAGCACAACAAGCUAUAAAUCUAUCAUUUUACUUAAUAUCCGGAGUGUAAAGUUGUUAUGGUGGACAUUACACAUGAAUCCAUUGUUAAUGUGACAUGAGUUAAUUAAUUAAGCUUUAACGUGCAAAAAUGCACCGUGUGACACAUUCUUCCUCUUUCAAAUAAUGAGUUGAAUUUAUAAGCAAUGAAAUACACCCAAGGGUUUUGCUGCUAGAGUAUUACUUGGUCUAGCAGUGACUUAUGGUGGCUAAUAGGGCUGUCACUUUUUAUUCGAAAUUCGAAAAUUCGUUCAAAUGUGGCUAAUUUUGGAAGUGUAAUGACCUGUUCGAAUUCAAAAUUGAAUCUAUUCUAUAAACGCAACCGUUUGAAGUAACGUUAGUUAUCCUCGUGAUCCAGCAGAGGGCGCUCCACUACUAACUUACUUAUAAUGUUGUUUACUAAGGAAAUAGAGGACACUAGCAAAGCAUGGAGCAAACCCGUCCUGAGCAGACAUUUAUGACACUAAAAUAUCUGAGUGCCAUCCCCGAUUAGAGAGCAAGAUUUAUAUGCAAGGACAUGCUGAUAUGUCGCUCAUUGGCGUGGUAAGAGCGAAUGUCUUAUCCUAAUAGUAUAGUGUUUUACGCCAUGUUUUGUCAUUGUACUAUGUGUUUAUAGAUCAUUUAUUCGAUAGCAUUCGACUAAAUUGCGUGUCAUCUGAAAUAAAUUCGAGCGUGAUUUUUGGAAAAAGUAACACGCUAAUGUUAGCAACCUUUAGAUAGAUGCUAUGUGUUAGAACCAAGUGUGCAUCUAUUGUGACGUCAUCUAUUGGUUUGUUGGUGCGUUCGUUUUGUCUUGCAGCUCGAGAGUGACGUCACAUCCGUU